Messenger RNA from Bacillus rossius redtenbacheri, 4444 nucleotides. It is a transcript of the gene Sap47, whose product is annotated as synapse-associated protein 1. NCBI's taxonomy places the organism in Eukaryota, Metazoa, Arthropoda, Insecta, Phasmatodea, Bacillidae. Gene Ontology annotation, biological process: TORC2 signaling; regulation of short-term neuronal synaptic plasticity. Gene Ontology annotation, cellular component: nucleus; Golgi apparatus; synapse. The record is from RefSeq and is a predicted model, not a curated record.
UUAAAUCAUAUAUUCUAUUUCUCGUUUUAUUUCUGUAUUUUGCGCUCUCUGUUGAAUAUUCUUCGUACCUUAAAAAUCAUCAGACCUUAAGCGACCACUUUCCGUGUUUUCAGUCAGGUCGCGGUUGUCGCUAGUGCUGUUUUGUUGUUAGACAAUCUGUCAAUAUAUCAGGUGUUAAGUCGUUCUUGUGGGUUGUUUUGAGUAUGUGCGCAGUGUUAAAAUUCAUGCUCUGUUAGUGGAAAAUCUGGAAGCUAAGUGUUUAUUAAUACACUCAAGCAAAUUUUAAAGUGUUGAUAUGUUUACGGGACUUACAAACCAAGUUAGUAGCUGGAUGGGAGCUGCAGGCAAAAAGGAUGGUGAAACUCAAAAACCAGAUGAAGAAAAAUUAGCAUCCCCAGUCAUUGAUUCUGGUGAUGCUAUAGAUGUUGAUCAAAAGAAGGAAACUAGCCCUACAAAAGCUGGAAAGCUGGAGAUGUUUUCCAAUGUGAAAAACCAAAUGACAAGUUGGUUGGGGUCUGGGGUCCCAGGUUUACGAAAGGGUGACCCAGAUGGUAAUGCAGAAGCUCAAAAUUCGACCGGGCCUGGAACGGGAAAAACAGAAGCAGAUUCUCCGGCAUGUGAAAAGUCUGUUAAGGGCUCGCCUGUUGAACAUGCUAAAGAAGAUGAUGAUUCAAGUGCUACGGGAGGAGCUGAUAGCGAUAUUGCUGGUUCGGAGCCCGGAACACCAGCUGAAGACAAGGAUGGAGCUCAGCCAUUUGGGGCUGUGUCCACAAAAGCACUUCAGGGUGCUAAGUCCAUAGGCAGCUUCUUAUUUUCGGCAGUAAACAAAGCGGGAAAAACUGUCAGUGAAGCGAGCGCCAAGAUAAAGAAGACAGUCGAGGAAAAUAGCUUGCUGGGAGAGUUCAACAAGGAGCAGGAGGCCUUCAUCAAGGAGAAGCAGGAGAAGAGCUCCGAUGCAGCCGUCCCUCCCUGGGUGGGCUGCCCCAACGAGGAGACCCUGAAAGAGGAAUGCCUCACUCUGUCCACAGAUAGGCGUAACUUUGUGCGUAGUCCCCCAGCUGGGGUGGAAUUCCAGUUUGACUAUGAAGUGUCGUACCCUGUAGCCAUGGCAACCCUCGCUGAGGAUCCCAAUCUGGAGAAGAUGAGGUUUGAGCUCGUGCCCAAGGUGAUCAACGAGGAAACGUUCUGGAGGAACUACUUCUACCGCGUGAGCCUGAUCCGCCAGGCCAACGAGCUGUCGUCCAUGGCUCAGGAAGGCGGCAGGGAGGCGGAGGCGUCCUCGCGAUUGGCCAGCGUGGAGGGAGAGCCCGCCGCAGUCCCCCCAAUUGAAGAGUCGCUAGUUUCUCAGCAUGCCGCCUGUGACAGUCCCAACCAGGAGUUUGUGUCUGACACGUUCCGCGCCAGCUCCAGCGAUCUGGAGGAGGUGCGCGAGGGUAUGAGGAAGCUGGGCAUGGACCCGGGCAAGAGGAACGAAGAUGACUGGGAGAAAGAACUAGAAGCGGAGCUGCAAGAUUACGAAGUGGUCGCGGACGGAGAGAGCGGCCAUCAGGACCCCAACUGGGAGCACCAGAUAGAGGAGUUGUUGGAUGCCACCGACCUCAAGUAGUGUCGUGCUCGCUAGACUUGCUCCCGGCGACAACCGGUUACUGAGUUACGAACAAUCCUGUGUUAUCAGAUACAUUUACUUUGUGCAAAUCUCUUAUACUUUGUUGUGAAUGUGUUUUAAUAAUCUUCCAUCUGUACUUGGGGUGUGCCAACGAGCUGUUUUAACUUUAAGCAUCAAUACAAAUUGUAGAUAACUAUAAUGAUUCCUGUGAAUUGUUGAACUGAUUUAAGAGACUAUUUUUUCGCAAUAUAUAUGUACAUAAAAAAAAAAGGUUUAUUACAUUUGGCAUACUGCUUUUCAGUGCUCUUGUUUGAAGCGGUUGCAAAAUAACAAACAAUACCUAAGCGAAAUUCAGUAUUUGACUUGCAAUGAGGCCUAGAGAAUAGGAAGUAUUUGCAUUAAAAAGGUUUACUAUUCUAUUGUAAUAUAUAUAAACUGAUAAAGAUUCGUACGUUGAUGUGAAAAAUUACUGUUAUCUGUUGUUGUUAUAUGGUGAAUUUUUACACGAUCACAGAAUGGUUGUUGAUGCCCGCACGAGUCGAGUCUGUUGCAGUAACCUCACUGGUGUUCAGCAUCUGUCACAUUCUCACACGAGAGAUUCACGUCAUUAUCUACAAUCACUUUAUACAUUGCUGUGAAUGGAGAACGCUCUUCCAAUAAUGGGGUUUUCAACCAAGUUUAUGUACAUAUAUACGUUAAGUGUUAUUUAAAUAUUUAAUUAAGUACUAACAGUCAUUGGCAGACAGUUUUAUGAUUUGUUUGUCAUGUCCCUUAUUGGCCCAUGACCCAAAAGCAUAAAUGCAGUGUAUGUAUGUACAUACAAAUUUUGGGGCAUGUGAGCUGAUUUUCUGGAUAAUCAAUCUUGGUAAACCUUGACAUUUCAAAUAAAAAUAAAAAAGUGUGUGUAUUCAGAUAUCAUUUUAAUAUUUGAGGUUCUAAGUCUUAAAAAAAAAAUUAAGAACAAUAAUAAUGCCUUACAAGUGGGUUGAAUUAACAAUGUGUUAGUUUAAAAAAAAAAUUAUCAUAAAAUAAAAGAAAACACUCAUUUGAAUGGUACUUUGCAAAAUAUGUCAAAAUUUGCUGUUAUGUGAAGUAGAUAAUAUUUUAUAAGCAGUAUUGUGUGUGUUUGUAGGUAAAAUAAUUAAGCAUUACAAUUUUUCGUCUUCAUUGCAUUUUGUCAAAAUACGUGUCUUCUGUGUGAAGCGGAGGGAUUACAAUAUUUGAUUCCUUGGCAAUCAAUGUAAUUAAGGAUGUUAUAAUCAGUAAUGUUCUCGAUGUCAAUUACUCUGACAUUCCACCCCACGUGUGCGUACCGCCGGCCGCUGUUGGCAGUAGCUCGGUGUGUCCCGCUGGGCCAAUGGGUAACAACCUGACAGUCGUUGCCAGGAAGCAAGCCCAGUUCCAAGUGCAGAAUCAUCAUUCUUCUACAUAAACUUUUGAAAGUUUAUGGUUUGUUUGAGUGUACUACAGAGAUUAAUUAUUGUUGAUUUUUUAAGCAAAGACAAAAAUAUUGUUAGAAGUAGCUUAGCUUCUGGUCUGUAGCCGUGUCCUCGGAAAAUAAUUCACCGACGUUUCGGUCGACAUUGCAGUCGCCAUCAUCAGGGAGCAGUUACCUGGGAGCAGUAGGUAACUGCUCCCUGAUGAUGGCGACUGAAAUGUCGACCGAAACGUCUGUGAAUUAUUUGCCGAGGACGCGGCUACAACCCAGAAGCCGAGCUACUUCGGACGAUGGCCGUGAAAGCUUGCGAACAUUAAAAAUAUUGUUAUAUUGGUGUCGUUAUGAUCCAGCUGUAAUGACCACUAUCAUCACCAGGAUGACUUCCACAUUUCAAGCUUUUCUUUUGGUAGCCUGUUCCAAUUAUGUGUAUGUAAUUAUGUAUAUGUAUAUUGUAAAUAUGUCCUCUUGUAAUGUUUGGGCUGUAUGUGUGCGAGGUGUGCUAAUGUAUAUUAUUAUAUUUAUGUGUGUGUUUUUUUUUCUAAUUAUUGUUGACAAUUAUUGAAGCUGUUUGCCUAAAACACAAGAAUUUAAAGUAAAUUUUUACUAAUUUCUGGGCAUAAGGCAUCUAUUAAUUUUUUGGAUGUUAAUUUGAGUUCCAAAUGAACACAAGUGGAGGUAUUUUUAAAGCACCUCAAACCACAUCUGAACACCUUUAUAAUCUGGCCAGGAAGGAAAAUAUUACAUCUGCAGGAUUGUGUUCAAGUGUGAUAAAAAUUAUUUGCAGACAGUGAUUUAUUAAUCUGUAUAGGUUUGAGAUAAUUGUGAGGUAAAUAAUAAACUUCAUUGUUUGCAUUUUUUUUUUCAAUUACUAAAACUAUAUUUUGACAAUUUUGUACCUUUUAAAAAUUUGUUUUAAAGCUUAGAUAAUAUAUCAACUUUAUGAGCAUUGUGUUUGCGAGUAGUAUUUAUUGUGCAGUAAUUUUUUAUGAAGAAAAAAUAAAAAAUAACAUUUUUGGAAAAAUAUGUUGCAUUGUGUUCAAGAAGUUUUUAUUGAUAACUGUUAUGUGACUGCACUGUUUACACUAUUGAACAAGUUUGUGCAUACAUUUCCAUUGUGUUACAACACUUUUUGAGUUAAGUAGUCUCUUCUCUUGAAGGCAAACAAAUUCAAAAAUUCAUUCUGUAUUUUAAAUCUCUUGUGUAACCACUGAAACCUUGGCUAGUUGAAAGCUGUAUGAGUCUGUAGAUGUACCAACUCACAAUUACUCUUUCAUUUCUGUUGAGAGAUUGUAUACAUAGAAACUGUAUAUGUUUUGAAAAAACCAUUCUAUUGUGUAUUAAUAACAAAAUAAAGCUAGUAUCUGUACAAUAAACAAUAAUAAACAAAUAUGCAGUAAGUU